This is a messenger RNA of Cyprinodon variegatus (sheepshead minnow), 2364 nucleotides long. RefSeq names its product nuclear RNA export factor 1 (gene nxf1a). Gene Ontology annotation, biological process: poly(A)+ mRNA export from nucleus. Lineage: Eukaryota; Metazoa; Chordata; Actinopteri; Cyprinodontiformes; Cyprinodontidae. The transcript is spliced from 21 exons. The coding region runs from base 231 to 2093 and encodes 620 amino acids. Gene Ontology annotation, cellular component: nucleus; cytoplasm. Gene Ontology annotation, molecular function: RNA binding; protein binding. The record is from RefSeq and is a predicted model, not a curated record.
UCGUCUCUUUAUUAGCAUCGGAAGCUAAGCUAGCUUAUCAGCGCAGACGACAGAGUAACCACAUUCUGUUUGCCUGUUGUUUCCCACUGGAACCAUUUUGGGAUGUGUGAAUUUUUUGCACUGGCUCUGACUUUUGAUUUAUAAAGGAUAAAAACCGAGAGCCACUCCGUGUUUCUCCAACAAGGGCUACUCUUUGUUUUCCGCCCUUUAGCGAACACUAUAGAAAGAACAUGGCGGACGGCGGGCGCUACUACAACGAGCAUGAUGACAGAACUGCUCCAUUUCCCAGCCGCAAAGGCAGAGGUCACAAGAACCGGUCAUUCGACAGAAGGGACCGUCGGCGAGGCGGUCACCCAGGAGGGUUCGGCCCCGGACCUCGGUCCAGGCUGCUUGACGAUACAGAUGGAGAUGUUACUAUGAGUGACAGCUCGCAGGACAGCAGCUCACAGAACAGAUUCACCCCAUAUGUAAGACCAUCUCGGAAGCCAGAUGGACGAUUUGACAGACGGCAGAUGCCAGGUGGAAGAGGAAUUCCAGGAGGUGGAGGCAGAAGAGAACGAAGUGUGAGAAACCGGUUAGGCUGGUACAAAGUCACGAUACCACAUGGAAAAAAGUAUGAUAAGAAAUGGUUGAUAACAGCGCUCCAGAACAUCUGUCCGGUUCAGUACACACCUGUACAGUACCAUGUUGACCAUAAUAGGGCCCAUUUCUAUGUGGAAGAUUCAGCUGCUGCUGGUGCUUUGCGAAAAUGUUCUCACAAGAUUACAGACUCAGACGGCUAUAAGGUGGAAUUGCACGUCAAUCCAAGUAAUCCCCCAUCCUUCCUGCAGUCAGACCUGAAGCCUGAACAAUUAGAGCACCUGAAGCAAUGCAUGGCGAAACGUUUUGAUGGCUCUCAACAGGCACUUGACUUGAACAACAUUCGAACUGAUCCAGACUUGGUGUCUCAGAAUAUUGAAGUCAUCCUGAACAGAAAGACAAACAUGGAGGCUGUCCUAAAGAUCAUUGAAGAAAACAUUCCUGAGCUGGCAUGUUUGAACCUCAGUAACAACCGUAUUCACAAGCUGGAUGACCUGGCUGAUGUGGUUACCAAAGUACCUAAUCUGAAGGCUCUCAACCUUUCUCAAAAUGAGCUGAAAACAGAUCGAGAGCUGGAUAAACUAAAAGGCCUGAAGCUUGUGGAGCUGUGGCUGAGCAAUAACCCUCUGUGUGACCACUUCAAGGAUCAGCCUGCAUACAUAAGUGCCGUGCGGCAGAGAUUCCCCCGGCUCCUUAAACUGGAUGGCUGUGACCUCCCACCACCCAUUGGAUUCGAUGUUGAAACUCCCACUGCAAUCCCUCCCUCCAAGGGAAGCUGCUUUGGAUCAGAUGAAAUCAAGGCUCUCAUCCUACGGUUUCUGCAGCAGUACUACAGUAUUUAUGACUCUGGGGACAGACAGCCCCUGCUAGAUGCUUAUCAUGAUGGAGCCUCUUUAUCGAUCACAACACCUUACACCUCCCAGAACCCCUCCAGAAGCAGUCUGGGGGAAUACUACAAAGACAGUAGAAACCUGAAGAGGAUCAAAGACUCCACAAUGAGAUUUAGGCUGCUGAAGCACACCCGGCUGAAUGUUGUGGCAUUCCUCAACGAGCUGCCAAAAACACAACACGACAUUGCCUCUUUUACAGUGGAUGUAAACACCUACACUAAUACACUACUCUCUUUCACCGUGAGUGGAGUCUUUAAAGAAGUUGUUGUUGAUGGAAAGUCCAGAGAAUCUACGAUGGCCUUCUCCCGGGUCUUCAUCACAGUACCAGCAGGAAAUUCUGGUCUGUGCAUUGUCAAUGAUCAGCUUUUCAUCCGAAUGGCGACAACAGAGGAGAUCCGCAAAGCUUUUGUGGCUCCAGCCCCGACUCCAUCAUCCAGCCCCGUCCCAACCCUCACAGCACCACAGCAAGAGAUGCUUACAGCCUUCUCACUAAAGUCUGGCAUGAAUCUGGAAUGGUCACAAAAGUGUCUGCAGGACAACGAGUGGGAUUUCAACAGGGCAGCACAGAUUUUCACACAGUUGAAGGCGGAAGGCAAAAUCCCAGAUGUAGCCUUCAUAAAAUAAGGAGUUCCAGUGAAACGUCUGAAAUAAAAUCAGCUGUAAUUUUAUUUAAUGCCUCUGUUUUCUUUAUUGUUCACAUCACAAUUAGGAGUACUUGUGUUAACUGUUUUACCAGCUAAAUGGGAACUUUGUCCUGAAGACUGAUAAUUAAGCUGUUUUUGUUGUCAUUGCAAUGUUACUUGAUAGUCAUUUGUGUAGACACCAGUGAAAAUGUUCAUUUAAAUUUGUUAAUCUGUAUUUCUUGUACGUUAAACAAUAAAAUAUAUUUUGACAA